Trachemys scripta elegans is the source of this 639-nucleotide messenger RNA. RefSeq names its product snaclec bitiscetin subunit beta-like. NCBI's taxonomy places the organism in Eukaryota, Metazoa, Chordata, Testudines, Emydidae. Gene Ontology annotation, molecular function: signaling receptor activity. The record is from RefSeq and is a predicted model, not a curated record. The transcript is spliced from 4 exons. Bases 1 to 639 code for a protein of 212 amino acids.
AUGCCCACUUCGUUCUUCCCGUACCUCUCUCUGGGAGUCGGUUUUGUAUUUCUCAUAGGUGACAAGAACUCAGAUGUCAAACAUCGUGAUGUCCGGUCCUUGUUCAGCAUACUUGAGGGCAGCCAGUCUUCACCUAAGAACAUUCAAGUCCCAGAUCAAGCUGACUCCUCCUUAGUAGAGUCAAAAUUGUUCUGCCAAGGUCCCUGCCAGGAUGGAUGGUUUAGUAACAUGGGCCUGUGUUACAAGUUUGUCCAGGAGCAAAAUACAUGGGCCGGUGCUGAGAGUGUUUGCCAGAGGAUAGCAAGGGGAGGUCACCUCACCAGUAUCUCCAAUGCAGCUCAGAAUGAUUUCCUUGUGAACCUCGCCAGUUAUGAAGACAAAAGGACAACCCAGUUCUGGACAGGAGGAAGUUACCAAAAGGGUACUUCUCUGAGAUGGACUGAUGGAUCACUGCCGAAUUUCAUCCAGAGGCCUCUGAGCUCGAUUUUCAAUGCCAUCAGUGGAGUAUUUAACAGUAUCUUCAACGUACAAAUCUGCCUGACCCUAAAUUUAGGAGUCCAGGGUAUGUGGGAUGGCUGUGACUGCAAUAAGAAGUUAUCAUUCAUCUGCAGUUACAAACCCAAUUUGACUCCGCCUUAG